Molecule: messenger RNA, 864 nt
Organism: Dothidotthia symphoricarpi CBS 119687
Lineage: Eukaryota; Fungi; Ascomycota; Dothideomycetes; Pleosporales; Dothidotthiaceae
Exons: 2
Coding region: 1-864 (287 amino acids)
Source: RefSeq, a predicted model, not a curated record
AUGCAGCUCAACGUUACACAAAUUGUUCCGAACUUGCCAGACGAUGUAGCGCCCGAGAACGCGACUCUGGCCCGCUUGAGAACACACAUAUGUAACGUGACGGGUGGGAUUGUCGAAUACAAGGUUCAACUAUUAUCUUCAGAUUCCGUCAGCCUACUUGGUGGCCGCUCCGACGACCGUUUCUUGGAAGACCUUGUUCUUCCAGGUCCUGGGACUUUUGGCGCCGAUAGUACCAUUGGUGGGUUUGCAUAUGCCGCAUCCUACCUUUUCGCCUCGGAAGCAGUUCUUAACUUUGCGGGCGCCGUAAGCGGCUUCACUUUCACCGGCUCCCUCGCCAAUCAACAAGUCCAAAGCGUCAAUUUGUCGAACAUAACCUUCGGCGAUCCAAUGGACUACAUGCUCGACACAAUGCGGGAGAUUGCAUUCCGCACUUCAGUGCGCGCAGGAAAAGACCAGGACAGUUACAACGUCACCAAUGCGGAACAAAAAGUAGCGUACACAGGAACAGCGACGCGUUCAGUCUACGUCACGGAUUUUGGAUACAUGGCCGGCGCGGCCGCAGUGAGCAUCCUGAGUGUUCUGGCUGUGGGGCUGACGUUCUACGGCUGGUGGGAGCUGGGCAAUAACGUUUCUCUCAGUCCGUUGGAUAUUGCAAGGGCUUUUGAUGCGCCGCUGUUGAAGCUCGAGUCUCCAGGUCUGGUUGGUAUGCAGCGUGUACAGUACGGCAAGGAAAUUUCAGGCGAGGAAGAUGCUCAGGCGAAAGAGAUUGGGGGACAGUAUAGUGAGACGGGGCGGAGAAGACUUGUAAUGGGGCUUACGGGGACUGUGAAGAGACCUUCUGCAGGGGAGGUUGUUGUUUUAUAG